Peronospora matthiolae is the source of this 1038-nucleotide messenger RNA. Lineage: Eukaryota; Oomycota; Peronosporomycetes; Peronosporales; Peronosporaceae. The record is from the annotation of a GenBank genome assembly.
AUGUCAGUCCAGCGAGAUGUGCGUGGUCUCCACCAGACCAGCGACCUCGGGCUGCAGCUGAACGGCACCCCGAUCCCCGCGCUCAGCGCCUCCGACUCUUACCAGUACUUGGGGAUCGGGGAUGGCUUCGACCAUGUGCGCCGUCGCGUCGAGCUGGGCCCAGCUAUCGCCCAGCUCAAGCAUGAUGCGACGGCACUGCUGCAGUCCGGGUUGGCGCCGUGGCAGGUGGUCAAGGCGGUCAAGGUGUACCUUUACCCGCGCGUCGAGUACGCCCUCCGGCACUUGCGACCGUUCGCACAGCAGCUGGAGGGCUUCGAUCGCCACCUUGUUCGCGGUCUGCGCCACCUGCUGCGGCUGCCGACUAUCGCUACGACAGCGUUUCUUUAUGCUCCUGUUUCUCGUGGAGGUUUGGGGCUUCUGCCCUUGACGGAGCUGCACGGGGCACUUCAAGUGGCGCAUGGGUGGCAGAUGUUGCACUCUUCUGACCCUGCCACCCAGCGCAUUGCCCGCCAGCAGCUCCGUCAAAUUGCAGAGGCCCGCUACAAGUUGGAUGUCGUGCUGUGGAAGGACCGUGAGGAGGAGCUGGGCGAGCUCCUUCUCAACAGCAAGCUGGGGGCGUCGGACCCAGCGCCGCCCAAGCGACGGAAUGCGGACAUUGGGUCGCUGUGGUUCGACGUCCGGGGUCACCUUCACCGCUUCGGCCUCAAGUUUGAGAUGGCGCCAGCGGUGGAGGAGACGGGGACGCCGGCCAAGAGGUUGCAGCUUCGCGUGCCCCACCACGACGGUUGGUUGGACCAUCGGGAUGUCCUUCGGCACGUGAAGCUGCACCUCAAGAACAAGCACUGGAAGCGAUGGGCCGCGAUGACGGAUCAAGACAAGGCUGCUCGCACCUUUGGUGGUGCUGGCAGCGCCUUCCUCUCGCGGCCCCGUGGCCUCUGGGAGAGCGACUACCGCUUUGCGGUGGGUGGUCGUCUCAACCAGCUGGAUACCCACAGUGUCUUGAAGCGCCGGCGUCUUCGGACGCACGACAAGUGUUGA